AUGUCGACUGGUGCUUUAUUCAUCCGUGACUCGCGCACUAACGUGAACUAUGAGAUUCCCAUUAACCAAAACGCAGUACGGGCGACCGACCUUCAGGAGAUCCGGGCGCCUUCCCUCAAUAGCAAUCGCGGAGACCAAGUCGCCCAUGGAUUACGUGUCUAUGAUCCUGGACUGCAAAACACGGCUGUGACACAGUCAACUAUCAGUUUCUCUGACCAUGAGCACGGUUUACUUUUGUACCGAGGGUAUACCCUAGAGCAACUCUGGGGAUGCGACUUCGAAGAAAUGUUCCAUCUGCUGCUAUGGGGAACAUAUCCUACAGAAAGUCAAUGCCAAGAGCUACGCCAGCGGCUGGCGCAGUAUAUGCAAGAGGUCCCUGAUAUUGUGCGCCAGACUAUCUUCAAUCUCCCGUAUGAUGACUCCUGGUUGUGUCUACAAUUUGCGUUUCUAACUAGCAUUGGAAUACACAGGAGGACAACCAGCCCACUACCGCUAAUUCUAGCCGGCCUUUCAGCCUACCUGGCCAGUGUACCCGAGGUGAUCCCAGCGACGACAAAUGCGACAAUUUACCAAAUGGAUAUCAAAGGGGCCGACCAAAUCAUCCUACAAACCGUUGCCGCCUACGCUGUUGUCUUUGGAGCCGUACGAUCACACCGACUAGGCAUUCCUUGGAGGCGUCCGACUCUUCACCAGACCUACUACGAGAAUCUAUUCACGAUGGCUGGUCUUGUACCCCCAGAGUCAAAUAUCCCAGAUCCUACACGCAUAUCCUGCUUCCGCCGCUUUGGCAACCUCAACGCCGAGCACGGAAUGGCCCUGUCAGUCUUCUCAGCUCUAGCGACCGCCUCAUCCCUGACUGACCCUGUGUCCUGUCUGAUAUCUGCUGUGGCUGCCGCCCACGGACCCUUACACUUCGGCGCAACAGAGUCCGCCCAACGCGCUCUCCAUGACAUCGGAGAACCAAAGAAUGUCCCAGCCUUCAUUGAAGAAAUAAAAGCCGGAAAGCGAAAAUUAUUCGGCUACGGCCAUCGCACGUAUAAGGGAAUGGACCCGCGCGUGCGUCCGAUCCAAAGUAUCCUGAAGGAUCUGACUGAUGUUCACCAACCGCUAUUGAAAGUCGCCGAAGCGAUCGAGGAGGCUGCUACGAAAGACGAGUACUUCCGUAAACGGGGCCUGUAUCCCAAUGCGGACUUCUACGGCAACUUCGUGUUUACUGGAAUUGGCUUUGAGCCUGAAAUGAUUCCCGCGGCAAUGCUUGCUCAUCGCAUUAUGGGUAUCAUGGCGCAUUGGAGAGACUACAUGGUCACUCGCGGCAAGCUAUUUCGACCUAUUCAUCUGUAUACGGGCCAGGCAGAACCAACGUCAGCCCCAAGGCCUAAGAUAUAG
Penicillium egyptiacum is the source of this 1386-nucleotide messenger RNA. NCBI's taxonomy places the organism in Eukaryota, Fungi, Ascomycota, Eurotiomycetes, Eurotiales, Aspergillaceae. The record is from the annotation of a GenBank genome assembly.